Molecule: messenger RNA, 339 nt
Organism: Fusarium falciforme
Lineage: Eukaryota; Fungi; Ascomycota; Sordariomycetes; Hypocreales; Nectriaceae
Product: Phosphotransferase
Exons: 1
Coding region: 1-339 (112 amino acids)
Biological process (GO): glycolytic process; glucose 6-phosphate metabolic process; intracellular glucose homeostasis
Cellular component (GO): cytosol; mitochondrion
Molecular function (GO): fructokinase activity; glucokinase activity; ATP binding
Source: RefSeq, a predicted model, not a curated record
AUGGGUAAAGGAUUUCGAGCAGCCGACGGACUGACAGACCAAGACCUGGGCACUUUGGUCGAGGCGGCUUGUCUCCGUGCUGGUCUCACAGCAAACGUCCAUAUCCUCCUCAACGACAGCGGCGCGACUCUCAUCUCGCAAACCUACACACACCCAUCAACACGGUUUGGUCUGAUACUUGGCACGGGAGUCAACGUCGCGGGAUAUCUCCCUACACACCUUAUCAGCAAAGACAAGUUUGGCCAGAGACCAGAGGGAUGGCUGGAGGAGGCCCACAGCGUCAUCGUCAACGCUGAACUCAGCAUGUUUGGCCACGGCAUCUUGCCCAGGACACAAUGA